Molecule: messenger RNA, 1629 nt
Organism: Talaromyces marneffei
Lineage: Eukaryota; Fungi; Ascomycota; Eurotiomycetes; Eurotiales; Trichocomaceae
Exons: 2
Coding region: 1-1629 (542 amino acids)
Biological process (GO): mRNA splicing, via spliceosome; spliceosomal tri-snRNP complex assembly
Cellular component (GO): catalytic step 2 spliceosome; U4/U6 x U5 tri-snRNP complex
Molecular function (GO): protein binding
Source: RefSeq, a predicted model, not a curated record
AUGUCAUAUGGAAGGAAAGAUUUUCUCAGCCAGCCGGCGCCUGAGAACUAUGUCGCUGGUCUCGGUCGAGGUGCUACUGGAUUCACAACCCGAUCAGAUUUAGGACCGGCGCGUGAAGGUCCAACACCAGAGCAGAUUCAGGAAGCGUUAGCGAAAAGAGCUCAGCAACUAGGAGCUCCAACACCUACUGCAUACAACACAAACCGGGAAAAAGGAGGAAAAGGCAAAGAGCAAGAAGCAGAAGAGGAUGGCGAUAAUGAACGCUUUCAGGACCCAGAUAAUGAAGUUGGACUGUUCGCCUAUGGUGCCUAUGAUCGCGAAGAUGAUGAGGCGGACUUGAUCUACCAGGAAGUUGAUGAAAAAAUGGAGAGGAGGCGCAAAGCAAGAAGGUUAGUUUUAUCGCAGUCUUUGCUUUUGCGUGUAUUGGACGUCUCAUUUUCGAGACGUCAUCUUUGCUUGUUGCCUUUCAUAUAUUUAUUGUGGACAGAGUGCCGACUUGAUCCUUUCGCUGCCUACAGGGAAGCCCGUGAAAAACAAGAACGAGAAGAAUACGAACGAAACAAUCCGAAAAUCCAACAACAAUUCGCCGACCUGAAGCGGUCCUUAGCUACGGUAUCGGACGAGGACUGGGCUAAUAUACCCGAAGUCGGUGAUCUUACAGGAAAAAAUCGACGAGCUCGUCAGAAUCUAAGGCAAAGAUUUUACGCGGUACCGGAUAGUGUGAUUGCAGGUGCUAGGGAUGCGACGCAGUUUGACACAACCAUCGCCGAGGAUGGUACUCAAACUGAAAUUUCAGGUUCUGCGGGAGGAGAUGGAGGCUUAACGAACUUUGCCGACAUUGGUGCCGCCAGAGAUAAGGUUCUCCAGGUACGCCUCGACCAGGCGGCACUUGGAUCUUCUGCCGAUACCGUGUCAGGUAGUGCGACUAGCAUCGACCCCAAAGGGUACCUUACUAGUCUUACGAAGUCUGAAUUGAAGGCUGGCGAGAUGGAAAUUGGUGAUAUCAAGCGUGUUCGAGUUCUCAUGGAAUCUGUUACACGUACGAAUCCCAAGCAUGCCCCGGGUUGGAUUGCCAUUGCUCGAUUAGAAGAAUUAGCAGGCAAGAUUGUUGCGGCAAGAAACUAUAUUGCCAAAGGAUGUGAAUUAUGCCCAAAAAGCGAGGAUGCCUGGUUAGAGAAUAUCCGACUAAAUGAGAACCACAACGCCAAAAUCAUUGCAGCGAAUGCGAUCAAGCACAAUGAUCGAUCCACUAGAUUAUGGAUCGAGGCGAUGAAACUUGAGACAGACGUCAGAGCCAAGAAGAACGUCCUAAGGCAGGCUCUUCUACACAUACCGCAGUCCGUAGCUAUUUGGAAGGAAGCUGUGAAUCUCGAAGAAGAUCCAGCUGAUGCCCGACUUCUUCUUGCAAAGGCCACUGAGAUGAUUCCUCUGUCGGUCGAGCUCUGGCUUGCACUGGCACGAUUAGAGACGCCUGAAAAUGCGCAGAAAGUCUUGAACGCAGCUCGUAAAGCAAUCCCAACAAGUCAUGAAAUCUGGAUUGCUGCAGCUCGAUUACAGGAACAAAUGGGAACGGCAAACAAAAUCAACGUCAUGAAAAGAGCUAUUCAAGCACUUAGGGUGCGGUCUUGA